AUGGCCUCGACCUUGAAUUCGAAUAACUCAUCCAUUGAAAGAGAUACUGCAGAGCUGAGGAGGGCACUGGCGACUAGCCCGUCAUUAGAUAAUAAUGUGCAACUAUCUGCAAUUCCCCCUAUCCUUUGUUACUGCUUUGCUUCAAUCCUGAUGACCGUCGUCAACAAAUUCGUCGUGUCAGGGGCAAACUUCUCAAUGAAUUUCCUUCUCCUGUGUAUACAAUCGUCAGUAUGUAUAGCUUGCGUUACGACGGUGAAGAAAUUAGGCAUCAUCUCGUUUCGAGCUUUUGAUUGGCAAGACGCCAAGACAUGGUUUCCUAUUAGCUUCAUGCUUGCAAUGGUGAUAUACACGGGUUCAAAAAGUUUACAAUUCCUGAGUAUUCCGGUAUACACUAUCUUCAAGAACUUGACGAUUAUAUUGAUUGCCUAUGGAGAAGUUGUAUGGUUUGGAGGCAGAGUUACCGGGCUUACCUUUGUGUCCUUCAUCUUCAUGGUUUUCUCCUCUGUCAUCGCAGCUUGGUCUGACGUCUCGAAUGCCAUGAACGAUGCGAUACCAACAGCUGGAAUGGGGUCUAUACACGACGUAAAGGAUGUUGUACAGAAGCUGAACAUCGGUUACUUUUGGAUGCUCGUCAACUGUCUAACGAGCGCUGCCUAUGUACUCACAAUGCGUAAACGGAUUAAAGUUACAGGCUUCUCGGACUGGGAUUCGAUGUUCUACUCCAAUCUCCUUUCAAUACCUGUCCUUGCCCUCUUCUCAAUCGUAGUGGAAGAUUGGGGUACUGAAAACUUGAAUCGCAACUUUCCCGCAGAGACCCGGAGUUUCCUCUUCAUGGCAAUAGCGUUCUCGGGAGCAGCGGCGGUUGGAAUUUCGUACACCACUGCCUGGUGCGUUCGAGUGACUAGCAGCACAACGUACAGCAUGGUUGGUGCGCUCAAUAAACUGCCUGUUGCAGCGUCCGGGAUGCUGUUUUUUGGCGAUGCAGUCACUUUUGGUUCAGUUUCUGCAAUUAGUGUGGGAUUUUUUGCCGGCUUGCUUUACGCAGUGGCCAAAAACAAUCAAAAGAAGGCAGAAAGUCGGAUGCACUCUGAAGGAAUCAUACCUCUGACCAGUCGGAAACCAUAAACUCCACAUAAUAUUUACCACCAGCUGUAACUGUGUGGACUUAGAUGAUAAAAUGAUAGUUCUUUGACCAUAAUGCCCAUGUAAUACCCCGCACUAAAUCCAAUUUGCGUGCGGCGACGGCAACUGCCAA
Lentinula edodes (shiitake mushroom) is the source of this 1255-nucleotide messenger RNA. RefSeq lists its product as uncharacterized. The record is from RefSeq and is a predicted model, not a curated record. Gene Ontology annotation, molecular function: GDP-mannose transmembrane transporter activity; antiporter activity. Bases 1 to 1125 code for a protein of 374 amino acids. The transcript is spliced from 9 exons. Gene Ontology annotation, cellular component: Golgi apparatus. NCBI's taxonomy places the organism in Eukaryota, Fungi, Basidiomycota, Agaricomycetes, Agaricales, Omphalotaceae.